Messenger RNA from Ceratotherium simum simum (southern white rhinoceros), 3532 nucleotides. It is a transcript of the gene ODAD2, whose product is annotated as outer dynein arm docking complex subunit 2. Gene Ontology annotation, molecular function: protein binding. The record is from RefSeq and is a predicted model, not a curated record. Lineage: Eukaryota; Metazoa; Chordata; Mammalia; Perissodactyla; Rhinocerotidae.
GGUCAGCUCAGCUCUGACCAUUAACCGGUCCCAUGGGCGUGGCGCUGACGAGAUCCGCGCAGUGGACUGCUGCUGGACGUGGAACUGGAACCCUCGAAACUACCCCUCUAAAUGAAGCCAUAUUGAAAGAAAUUAUUGUGUUUGUGGAGAGUUUUAUCUAUAAACAUCCCCAAGAGGCAAAAUAUGUUUUUGUAGAUCCACUUGAAUGGAAAACAGGUUUGAACCCCUCAGCAUUUGAAUCUGGUUAUGCUGUCAGUGAAACAAGAGUCAAAUCAGAAGAAGUGGAUAAAAAUGGACGGCCUUUGCUGUUUCUCUCUGUACCGCAAAUUGAAGUCAGGAGCUUCGGGCAGCUGUCACGCUUGUUAUUUAUUGCCGGAAAUACAAAGCUGAGGGAAGCACAAGCGUGUAUUGAAGCUAACAGAAAUCCCAUAGCAAAAAUCCUGGGCUUGGAUUAUGAUACAAUGAAAGAAGACUCAUCUACAUUAAAUAUUCUUGAUAAAAUUAUCAAAGAUGGUGAUCCUGAAAGCGAGAUUAAGAUGAAGGUUGCCAUGCUGCUUAAGCAACUGGAUCUGCACCUACUCAAUCAUUCUCUAAAACAUAUUUCAUUGGAAAUACGUUUAAAUCCAGCGACUCUUAAGAAUGAUAUAGAGCUGCUCAAACGUUUCUCAGGAAAAGGAGAAGAAACAGUUUUGGAAUCUAUCGACUAUACCUCAGAUUAUGAAUUUUCAAAUGGAUGUCGAGCCCCACCUUGGAGACAAAUUCACGGGGAGAUUUGUUAUGUGCUGGUGAAACCACAUGAUGUUGAAACUUUGUGUGUUACUUGUAGCUCAGAAGGAGUAUUUUUGAAUGGUGGCAAAACAGAUGAUGAGGGGGAAAUUAACUAUGAGAGAAAAGGUGCAGUUUAUAAAGACCUCGUCACAUUUUUAAGAGAAAAAUCAGCAAAAUUUUCAGAAAAUAUGUCUAAACAAGCGAUUACCUUCAAGGAAGAACAGCAACAGCAAAAAGAUCAGCCUAACGAGGAACCUAAGAAGGAUGAAGCAGUCGCCUUUCAUAAAGCUGUUACUGGUUCAGACAGAAGUACACUGGAGAAGAACCAAAUUAAUUUUGGGAAGAAUCAAAUGACCAAAAGAUUAGAGCCAAGUUUAAACUGGAAAGCCACUGUUGAUUUCAAAGAGCGCAGAAACUUAGUAAGAGACACUCAAGAGGAAAAACAUGGAGGAAGACUUGAAAAGUCAAGACCAUCUGUUUCACCUGGAAAAGCACAGUUAGUUCGAAAGAGUAUUGAUAAGAUUGAGGAAAUCGUUAGUGAGAGCUCCUCAGAGAGUGAGGAAGAUGAAGAACCACCUGAUCAUCGUCAGGAAGCAAAUGCAGAUUUGCCGUCAGAAUAUUGGCAAAUUCAGAAGCUGGUGAAAUAUUUAAAGGGAGGAAAUCAGACAGCUACAGUGAUUGCGUUGUGUUCGAUGAAGGAUUUCAACUUAGCGCAAGAGACGUGCCAGUUGGCAAUCAGGGAUGUUGGAGGCCUUGAAGUUUUAAUAAAUUUACUCGAUACAGAUGAAGUCAAAUGUAAGAUUGGUUCAUUAAAAAUCCUGAAGGAAAUCAGUCAUAAUCCUCAAAUCAGACGUAAUAUUGUUGACCUUGGGGGCUUACCAAUUAUGGUUAAUAUACUUGAUUCUCCAUAUAAGAGUCUGAAAUGUUUGGCAGCUGAGACAAUUGCUAAUGUUGCCAAGUUUAGAAGAGCCUGGCGGGCGGUGAGAUGCCACGGGGGCAUCACCAAACUGGUCGCUCUACUUGACUGUGGGCAGAAUUCAACAGAACCUGCUCAGUCGAGUCUGUAUGAGACCAGAGAUGUGGAAGUGGCUCGCUGCGGGGCGCUGGCGCUGUGGAGCUGCAGUAAGAGUUAUGCAAAUAAAGAAGCCAUUCGGAAAGCCGGGGGCAUUCCUUUGUUGGCUCGGUUACUGAAGACUUCUCAUGAAAACAUGCUAAUUCCGGUGGUGGGGACUUUGCAAGAAUGUGCCUCAGAGGAAAGUUACCGAGCUGCAAUCAAAGCAGAAAGGAUCAUUGAAAAUCUAGUAAAGAACCUCAAUAGUGAGAAUGAGCAGCUGCAGGAACACUGUGCCAUGGCCAUCUACCAGUGUGCUGAAGAUGAAGAAACCCGUGACCUGGUUAGGCUGCAUGGAGGACUUAAACCCUUGGCUAGCCUGCUCAAUAACACUGACAAUAAAGAACGGUUGGCUGCUGUGACAGGGGCAAUAUGGAAAUGUUCCAUCAGCAAAGAGAAUGUGACCAAGUUUCGGGAAUACAAAGCCAUUGAAACCUUGGUGGGACUUCUAACUGAUCAACCCGAAGAAGUACUUGUGAAUGUGGUUGGUGCGUUGGGAGAAUGCUGCCAAGAAUAUGAAAACCGCGUCAUUGUCCGGAAAUGUGGUGGUAUUCAGCCACUUGUGAACCUCCUCGUUGGAAUAAACCAAGCUCUUCUUGUCAAUGUCACAAAAGCAGUUGGUGCUUGUGCAGUAGAACCUGAAAGUAUGAUGAUAAUCGAUCGCUUAGAUGGUGUUCGUUUGUUGUGGUCCCUACUGAAAAAUCCUCACCCAGACGUGAAGGCCAGUGCAGCUUGGGCCCUCUGUCCCUGCAUCCAAAAUGCUAAGGAUGCUGGAGAAAUGGUUCGUUCCUUUGUUGGUGGUUUGGAGCUUGUUGUCAAUUUACUGAAAUCAGAUAAUAAAGAAGUUUUGGCGGGUGUAUGUGCUACUAUUACCAAUAUAGCCAAAGAUCAAGAAAAUUUAGCUGUUAUUACAGAUCAUGGAGUUGUCCCUUUAUUGUCUAAACUAGCAAAUACAAAUAAUGAUAAACUGAGGCGUCAUCUAGCAGAAGCUGUUUCACGUUGCUGUAUGUGGGGCAGAAACAGAGUGGCCUUUGGCGAGCACAAAGCAGUGGCUCCAUUAGUGCGUUACCUGAAAUCGAAUGACACCAACGUGCAUCGAGCAACAGCUCAAGCCUUGUACCAACUCUCAGAAGACGCCGAUAACUGCAUCACCAUGCAUGAGAAUGGCGCGGUCAAGCUGCUACUGGAUAUGGUUGGGUCCCCGGAUCAGGAGCUCCAGGAAGCUGCAGCUGGUUGUAUAUCCAACAUCCGCAGGCUGGCUCUUGCUACAGAAAAGGCAAGAUACACUUGAAGUUUGAAAAGACAUUACAAGCUACCAAAUUUUACAGGACACAGAACGUGUCACUCCCAUGGCCAGGAAGCCUAAAUUGGGAAACAUUUAUUAGCCAAUCCUUGACAAACAAGCAAAUGUCUGAAUGAAAACACACGAAUUAAAAAUGCAAAGAAUGCUGUUCAUCCAAAAGUCACGUGGAUAUUUUUAUUCUAUUUAAUGUUUUAGGGAUAUGCCAUGUAAUGAAAUGUAAAGCCAAUAAAUUCUGGAUAAUUUUCCAGGAAUUUGAGAAUAUAUGUAUACGAUGUAUAUAUAUAUAUAUUUCACUGAUGCUUUUGUAUUUGUGAUGAUUUUAAUAAAAGAUAUGGCCUUCCCAGUGUGCA